AUGGAUCAGGACCUUAUCACUCUUGAUAUUCCAGAACUAAAUGAAAUUCCAAGCAUAGGUCUUGACGAUCUGGAUUCCCAGUACUCUGUAGAAAACGAGUCCAUUGAUUCCGGAAGCGGGGAGGUUGACAGCACAAACAUCGCCAAAAUACAUGAGUAUCUAGACAAAGACUUGAAAGAUCAGGAUCUUCUAAUAGAAAAGCUAAAGACAUUUGAAGAAAAGCUAGACAGCUACAUAAAUGCACAUGGAAUUUAUAGAACUUGA
Molecule: messenger RNA, 264 nt
Organism: Encephalitozoon intestinalis ATCC 50506
Lineage: Eukaryota; Fungi; Microsporidia; Unikaryonidae
Exons: 1
Coding region: 1-264 (87 amino acids)
Source: RefSeq, a predicted model, not a curated record